Carica papaya (papaya) is the source of this 3867-nucleotide messenger RNA. NCBI's taxonomy places the organism in Eukaryota, Viridiplantae, Streptophyta, Magnoliopsida, Brassicales, Caricaceae. The record is from RefSeq and is a predicted model, not a curated record.
GCAGUUUUUCCAAAGAACAAUCCUUUCCUUGGUAUCAUUUUUAAGUAUCAUAUAAUUCGAUUUGCAGCCUUUAAAUAUUCUUCAGUUGGGUUAUUCAUGAAUUAACUUACAACCUUAUUGUAAAUCCGAUAUCCAACCUAGUGUAUGAGAGAUAUAUCAGUUUUUCAACUAAUAUCUGAUAUUGUCCCUUGUUUACUGGAGGAUUUUCUCCUUGUUCUUUGAACCCAAUAUUUGGUUCUAUUGGAGUGUCUAUUGGUUUACACCUACUCAUUUAUGUUUCCUUCAACAAGUCAAUGACAUACUUAAUUUGUGAUGUAGUGGUUUUUUUUCCUAGAUCGUGCUACUUCCAUCCCAAGAAAGUACUUCAAAUUCCUGAGGACUUAGGUUUCAAAUUCUGAGGCAAACAUUCUCUGGAGUUUUAAAUUUCAGUCUUCGUUUUUCAAGUUAACACUAUGUCAUCCACAUUGACAAUAAUAAAAAAAAUUUCCCUAUUUGGGAGUACUUCACAAACAACAUGCGAUCUAUUUGAUAAUGUGCAUACCCAUACGAUUUCACUGCUCCAUUGAAUCAGUCAAACCACACUUUAGGAGAUUGGUCCAAUCCAUAAAGGGCCUUGCUUCAACUUAGAGACUAUAUUCAUAUUAUCCUAGGUCUCAAAACUAGGAGGGAUAUCCAUUUAGACUUCCUCUAUAAGUUCCCUAUUUAAGAAAGCAUUUUUUACAUCAAGUUGGUAAAGUGGUCAAUCAAGAUUUGCUGUCAAUGAUAAUAAUACCUGAAUUGUACUCAACUUCGCAACAUGGGAAAAUGAAUUUUUAGCAGUCAAUACCAUUUUAUUGCAUGAACCCUUUAACAACUAGCCGAGCUUUUAACCUGUCAACUCCCGCAUCGGUUUUAUACUUCACAGUGAAGACCCUUGCUAUAGUGCCAUAACAUGAUUACAUUAUCAUUAUAAGAAGUAAAACAGGAAAGAUCAGAGGAUAGAUACUCUCGAAUGUGGUUACUGAAGAGGAUACAGAGUCCUGAGUGUACUUAAGCAUUGUCAGUCGUUAGAAAUUUAAUCUCAUUUGAAUAAGAUUUAGCAAUAAUUCUUAGUUCUUAUGUCAGUUUACUAACUGACAAUAAAUUGCAACUUAAUUCAGGAGCAUAGAGCACAUCAUUAAACCUAUCCAACCAUCUUUGAUAGAGACCCAUCUGCAAUUCUGAUAUAGAUUUGUUUAUGGCAUGUGUUAUAUGUUUUGAACAAUUUCACAUUACCAGUCAUGUAAUCUGAAGCUCCAGAGUCAAUAAUCCAUGCACUGAUUGAAUUUUGGAGAUUAGAUAGAGUAUUAGUAAAUUUACUUGAGUGGGUAACAGAUCCGUUGCCUAUUACUGGAUGAUUACUUAAUAAAUUUCUCAAGUACUUCAGCUGCUCUUUAUUGAAAACCAAGUUCUUUUUCUGUUGCUUACCUGAUACUUCAGCUUCCACAGUUAGGUUUCCUCUCAACUUUGUCUCCAGAUUUUCUUUUGUUUCUCUUCCUCAUUGAGUUCAAUUUUGUUUCCAAUCUGAUGGCUUUCCAUGAAGCUUUUAGCAAAUCUCCUUUUAUUGGCCGGGCAUUCUAUAGUGAUUGCACCACAACUUUCCCUUUUUCUGUUUCAUCUCUUGUUGAAGUGGCUAGGUAUUUUGAGUAAAAAGUCUUGAACUUUCACUGAGCGUGAUUUUCUUUUGGCUCUCUUCCUCAUGCACUUCUACAAACACUUCACAGAAGGGCUUGGUUUUGCUCCCAGGAUUCUUCCUUGGAUGUUAUCCAGUUCCUUGUUAGAACCGAGAAGAAAUUUGUACAACUUCUUGGUCUCGAUGAUUCUUUGAUACUAAAGACGGUCUUCUUGGCAGUGCUAUUAUUGCUCUUCAUGCACAUCAAGUUGUUGUCAGUUCCUUGUCAAGGUGUUGAAGUACUAAGUCAUCAUCAAGUCACUCUAACGCAAGUUGUUAAGUAUACUUUCUAUGAAGAGUUCUAGGGAAUUAUAUGUUUUGGAAUAUGUUUAGCGAGCUGCGUCCUAGAUUUCCUUAGCUGUCUUGAGUAGGAGGAAAUUCUUUCUUAUUUCGUUUGUCAUUAAAUUACAACCCAAGAUAUUAUCAUAUAGUCUUCGGCUCUCUAAGUUUGGUACUUUUGUGUUGUUUAUGGUUAGCGGAUUAGUGGCUCCUGUAAGAUGGUCAUCUUUCCCUUUCCCGUACACGAAAAUCAUGGCAGAUUGUUACCGAGGUAGGUAGUUUUGGCCAUUUAGCUUGUAUGAGGUUAUGGAUAUAAUUGGAUUAUCCAUCCUCUCAUUCCCCAUGGGAAUGGUUUCUGUUGAAUGCACAACUUCUGGCUUUGAGGUUUGAAGAUGGUAAGCCAUGUCUUACUUUGGCAUUCUGGGUAUUCUAGAUUCAAUGGAACAGGGAACCAUGAUCUGAUACCAUGAAGAAAGCUGUAAGUUUUAUUCCAAGGUUUUCUUUUAUACCAUUACAUUAUUUAUAGGUUUCAAUACCAAAUCAGUAUCCCCAGAAACACAACAUAGAGUAUACUUCUAAAAAGUUUAGGAAACUUCCCUCUAUUUAGGAUUCUAGUAUCAAACCUAGAUCCUAUUUUUUCUCUUAGAUUUUCUCCUAAUAUUUCUGCAUAUUUCUUCUCCUAGAUUUUCUCAUAAUAUUUCUGCAAUUCUUUUGGUUCAACUUUUUCGUGAUUUUUUUUCUUUGCUAAAGUUGAGUUCUGAACCAUUAAGAAGUUUGGAACUCUAUGUACAAUCACUUCUUUUCAAAAUCCAGGACAUGGUGGCCUUCUCAUGUUGUCAAUAUGAUGGGGGAGAAGCAGAGAAACAGGAAAUGGACUUGGUUCGAGAGAAAGGGUGGAAAGGAAAGUUCAAACAGAAAGACCGUAUCAUUAAUCCUGGAUUGAAUCGAAUCAAUGGAAAAUGUCCUCUAACCCCAUUGGAGGUUGGAAUGAUGCUGCGUGGUAUGGGAUUUGGUAACGAAACUGCAAUUUAUUUAGCCUCGGGAAAAAUUUACCAGGCCAAAAGGCACUUGGCUCCGUUAUUGGAGAUGUUUCCCCUUCUUUAUACCAAAGAAUCUCUUGCAACACAAAAUGAGCUUGCCCCAUUUGUGGUGUAUUCUUCAAGACUAGCAGCUUUGGAUUAUACAGUAAGUUUGUUUAGUGAGGUUUUCGUGACAACUCAAGGUGGAAACUUCCCUCAUUUUCUGAUGGGUCAUCGGCGGUUCCUUUUUGGUGGGCAUGCAAAGACAAUUAUUCCUGAUAAAACCAAGCUCGUUCUUCUUCUGCUGGACAUGGACAUGAGUUGGAAAGCUUUCAAGGAUCAGAUGGAAGCAAUGCUCACUGAAAGUGAUCGCAAGGGGAUGAUGGUACCCAGGGUGAGAAAAAUAAACAGGAAAACUUCAAUAUACACGUAUCCAUUGCCAGAAUGCGAAUGUCUCCAGAAUUCACUCAACUCAACAGUAGAACUUCUCCAGGCUGUAAAUGUUUUUGGUUUGAGGCUCAAUUCCACAAGAUAACCCUUUCUUUGUUACAGGAGCUUCACAUAGCUCUCAUUGAUCAUAUGCUCAUAGCAUAAUCUUUCAGCUCUGGCCAUAUUCUUCGUAACAUCCACCACGUUGCUAAUGCUAAACUACCUGCAGAUGGCCAUUGCAGUUCCUUCAGCAAGAUGGAGGUGUCCUAAUUUUGCUUGUGCUAGGACUAUCUCUUCCCACAUUAUUGCUUGGGAUAUCUGCAUGAAAGGUUUCGGGCUGAUCUUUACCUCGGUUGAAGUUUGUGAUUAUCCAGAAUUGAAGGAAGGAUAAGCUGUGUCAAGUGCAAAAGAACUGUUUUGCAUUUGGUGGGUAAGUGAAUAUACAGAAAA